Molecule: messenger RNA, 1558 nt
Organism: Botrytis cinerea B05.10
Lineage: Eukaryota; Fungi; Ascomycota; Leotiomycetes; Helotiales; Sclerotiniaceae
Exons: 6
Coding region: 321-416 (31 amino acids)
Biological process (GO): mRNA splicing, via spliceosome
Cellular component (GO): nuclear speck
Molecular function (GO): RNA binding
Source: RefSeq, a predicted model, not a curated record
GAUUACCAAAAAACUUUAAUUGACUUUCCCGGGUUUAAUCAUCAAUCUGGUCCUGUCUUGUCUUCUCGUCGUUUUCGGUUGCUCCAAGCUUGCUUCUUCUGUUCUAUUUCCUUACCACCCGAAUCUACUUAAUAAUUCCUUAUCCUCUUCCUCGCCCUUGCCAUCUUACAUACAAUAUCAGGACUGAUAUUCUCACCUGCUGGCGCCCACACCAGAUAUCAUAAUUGAUACCGGCCAGCUCUCGAGGAGUAAAGAAAAUCUUAUUUGAUUGGUCUUUCUCGUCGUCAUCAUCAUCAUCAUCAUCUUUCUCCGUUAACAAAAUGUCUCGUGGUGGUACAACCCUCUAUGUCACCGGCUUCGGAGCUGGAAUCCGCGCUCGCGAUCUUGCCUACGAAUUCGAACGGUAUGUCAGCUAAAAAUCGAUCUCUCGAUGAUUGUCCUUGAUCGCGAUAAUCCAUUUCCCCAUCAUCGUCCAUCCUCGUCCCUUACUCCGUCGAGACUUCGCUGUCACUUUGUCGCAUACAUUAUCCCCUCUUCCCAAAUCCUCCACGUUCGAUCGAGCGGUCGCACAACGAUACGAACAGUUACAUGCCCACAUUUGUCUCGCGAGAAAAGUUCGAAUUGCGGCGGAUCGGUUACUAUUUAUUAUACAUAUCUUAUACAUCUCUUACUUUCUUCCAUAUAUCUAUCCAAUAUACUCCCCAUUCGAUGGUACAUUGAGUCUAACGAUGUCUUCAUAGCUAUGGCCGUUUGGUCCGCUGUGAUAUCCCAGCUCCUCGGACUGCAGCAUCUCGUCUGUUUGCCUUCGUUGAGUAUGAGUCCCGUCGUGAUGCCGAUGAUGCCUACCAUGAAAUGCACAACAAGCGUAUUGGCCGCGAUGACUUGUUGAAGAUUGAAUGGGCCCGCACACCUCCUUCGGCUUCUUGGCGAUUCGAUACUGGUGAAGAACGUGCAGCCCGUCGUGACGGAGGUAGAGAUAGCGGCAGAGAGCGUGGUGGAGGUAGCCGCCGUUCUCCUCGCCGUCGUUCAACCUCUCCACGUCGUGGCCGUGGCGACUAUUCUCCCCGUAAGGAUGACCGAGACCGCCGGGACCGGGACUACGACAGAAGAGAUCGCGACCGAGCCGAUCGCUCACGUAGCCCAGACGAUAGGGAUCGCGAAGUUAAGGAAGAACGUGAUGAUGCCCGUGAACCCGGAGCCAAUGGAGAUGACAGGAAAGUUACCAUGGAUUCUCCUCCACCAGCGCAUGAUGAACUGGACACCGCCGAGUAAACAGGUCCUUCCUUGGUUGAGGCUUCUACACGGCAGGAAAAAGUUUAUUGUGUCUUUUGGCUGCUGAUAUUUCCUUCUUUGCCUGAAUUUACCAUUGUGUUUCUAGAUUCGAUUCCCCGAGACCUUUUCCGACUCGAGCCAGGAUUUGGACUGGCAACAUAACCUCAACUUCCUUUUAGGUCAGCAGCAGCAUACAAAUGUGGUUAUAAGUUUUCAUGGGUAGUUACUAGUAUUAAAAAUUCCAAAUUGAGCAUAUAAUUAACACUAGAAUUUAUGUCAUUUCUGA